Messenger RNA from Baudoinia panamericana UAMH 10762, 2151 nucleotides. RefSeq lists its product as uncharacterized. The record is from RefSeq and is a predicted model, not a curated record. The coding region runs from base 166 to 1812 and encodes 548 amino acids. NCBI's taxonomy places the organism in Eukaryota, Fungi, Ascomycota, Dothideomycetes, Mycosphaerellales, Teratosphaeriaceae. The transcript is spliced from 3 exons.
UCUGUACAAACAAUGCUCACUAGGUCUUGAAUUCUGCAGCCUGCCAAUUCCGGCUGAACUCCGUAUUCCGUAUCAACGUUGAUGUGCUAAGUAUACCCAGUCUGCUUCUUAUGUCCUCUUGUCACACACCACGCUUUUGGAGCAUUCGAGCUUCCUCCACGAACAAUGAAGCGAUGUCUCCUUGCACUGCUCCCAGCUGCCUCCGCACUCGAGACGUGGGUCGGCCUGGACCAGCAACCCAUACAGGCAAACCUAUCACAGGCAUACGAUCCUUUCGCGGGCGAGGGGUUUGACAGAUACGUCAAUGACGUACUCGCCGAACAGCAUACACCUGGGAUUGCCAUUGCGGUCGUUCAUGGCAACUCAACAUAUUCCCGAGCCUACGGUUAUGCGGACCUUGAGUUGAAGAUCCCAGUGACACCGAAGACCUUGUUCUUCGCGGGGAGCACAACUAAAUCGUUCACAGCAGCCACUACAUCAAAGUUGGUCGACUCCAACGUUACCGAGUAUGCUCACAUCUCCUGGACUACCAAGCUUGUGGACCUCAUCCGAGACGAUUUCGUACUCGAGGAUGACUACACAACCAACCACAUUAAUUUCGUUGAUGCACUCUCGCACCGUACAGGGAUGCCACGUCACGACUUGAGCUGGAUCGGCCAUGACCCAUCGUUGCGGGAUAUCGUACGACAGAUGCGAUAUCUACCGUUACAUCGAGAGCUCAGAGAUACCUGGGAGUACUGCAACAUCAUGUUCAGCGCUGUGAGUCACGCCAUCGAGACGGUGACGGGAACUGCAAUGAGCGUACUGCUACGUCAAUGGAUCUGGGAGCCACUUGGCAUGACUGAGACUUUCUACGUUCUGGCUGAUGCAUUGGCCUACGUCGAACACUCACACGACAUCACAAUGGCUAGGAGCUAUGAGUGGGUCAACGAUACCUCAAGCUACAGCAAGUGGGCGCUCUCUGAUCUACCUCCAUCGAAUGGCGCCGGAAGCGUAAUAAGUAAUGUGCUCGAUUACACACACUGGGUUCGCAUGUUUCUCCACCCGGAAAAUGCAUCCAAUCCUAUUAGCACAGCUGCAAUCAAGCAAAUGACCACCCGCCAUAUGAUUGUGAACGGCGACUCUUCCCCCAGUCAAGAUCUGACGUACGGUCUGGGACUUGAAAUCGCCAGCUACCGUGGUCAUCGCCUUGUCGAACAUGGUGGCGAGAUUGCGGGAUAUAUGACAGGCAUGUUCUGGCUACCUGACCUCGACUGGGGCGUAGUUCUCAUGCAGAAUACCGACUCUUUUGCUCAUGUUAAUAUCAUGUGGAGCAUGAUUGACGACUUUCUGGACACGCCGGAGAAUGAGCGAGCUGAUCCAGGUGCCAUCGAGCGUCUUGCACGGAGCAAGAGGCUCGAGCAAUCGAAGGACCCGAGAAAGUAUCUAUUUCCUGACGCUGGCGCAUUGGCAACCGUAGGUCCGGCGCUAUCCCUACCGCAUUACGAGGGAAUAUACAGUCAUCCUGCUUAUGGAAAUCUUACUAUUUCGAUCUCUUCUGAGGGGAAGUCGACGGCAGAGUCACGGUCAGGAGCUCCGCUGCCACUGUACGCGCGUCCAUCAGCGAAGCAUUACUGCGAUCUCAGUACUAUCUUCCAUCACGUUAACGGAGAAUAUUGGUACGCUCACGUGAAGUCAGGGCCAGGUCACUGGUUGAUCGAUGAAUAUCAAAAAGCCAGAUUUACCAUAGGGUCCGAUGGUAAGGUCAGCGGGCUUGGUCUGCAAGCCGAGAAGGCGCUCGAUGAGCUUGCAUGGUUUGAGAGACUUGCGUGAGCGUCUGACGACAUCGCGAAAUCAUUCUAGACUCUGUUCGCAGGCUGCGGACACCGCGGGUUACCACAGGUUAAUCAGUACCCUGCGUCCUUAAUAGCAUCAUUGCCAACAGAUCUCGUGCGUUGCGGUUGCUCGACACACGGGCGUUGGAGGCUGUUGAAACGAAGCUCGAUUCAGUGAUUCAACUGGGGUCUGCGCACCGUCCUACGGAAACGCCUUCUUUCUGUCAUCGAUUUGCCACCUCGCUCCGUCUGCGCUGCUAAUUUGCCACCUCGCUCCGUCUGCGCUGCUAACCCGCCAAGCGCUGUUGCAAAGUCCGUAGUGGUUCCGGGGCAGUCC